ACCCAAUUCAUUCGUCGCGAUCUCCCUCAGCAUGAACGACCUCAAGCCAGCUACAAGUUAUAGGAGCACCUCGCUCCACGACGCCGUCAAGCUGCGCCUGGAUGAGCCAUCAUCCUUUUCACAGACAGUCCCGCCACAGACGAUUCCAGAAUUCUUCAAGGAAUCGUGCGAGAAGUAUUCGGAUCUGCCCGCCUUGGUGUGGGAAACCCCAGGAUCUGGGAACGAUGGUUGGACCACUCUUACGUUUGGCGAGUACCAGGAGCGCGUGGAGCAAGCGGCGCUGAUGCUGCUGAGCGUGGGAGUCGAGGAACGCAGUUCGGUGGGCAUUCUGGCCUUCAAUUGUCCCGAGUGGUUCUUCGCGGAAUUUGGUGCUUUGAGAGCUGGAGCUGUUGUAGCCGGAGUUUAUCCGAGCAAUUCGGCUGAGGCCGUUCAUCACGUCCUAGCCACAGGAGAGUCAUCCGUUUGCGUAGUGGACGACGCCCAGCAGAUGGCCAAGCUGAGGGCCAUCAAGGAACGCCUGCCACGUCUUAAGGCUGUAAUCCAGUUGCACGGACCAUUUGAAGCCUUUGUCGAUCACGAGCCCGGUUACUUUAGCUGGCAGAAACUCCAGGAGCAGACCUUCUCCAGCGAGCUGAAAGAGGAACUGCUGGCCCGUGAGAGCCGGAUUCGUGCCAACGAGUGUGCCAUGCUGAUCUUCACCUCGGGCACAGUGGGUAUGCCAAAGGCAGUGAUGCUAUCCCACGACAACCUCGUGUUCGACACAAAGUCCGCAGCCGCACACAUGCAAGAUAUCCAAGUUGGCAAGGAGAGUUUUGUGAGCUACCUUCCGCUGAGCCAUGUGGCUGCCCAGAUUUUCGAUGUGUUCCUGGGUCUUUCCCAUGCCGGAUGCGUCACAUUUGCCGACAAGGACGCACUGAAGGGAACGCUGAUCAAGACCUUUCGCAAGGCGAGGCCAACGAAAAUGUUCGGCGUUCCGCGCGUCUUCGAGAAACUUCAAGAGCGUCUGGUGGCCGCGGAGGCCAAGGCGAGACCUUACUCCAGAUUACUUCUAGCAAGAGCUAGAGCUGCUGUCGCUGAACACCAAACAACGCUGAUGGCGGGGAAGUCCCCAUCGAUUUAUGGCAACGCUAAAUAUUGGCUUGCGUGUCGAGUAGUAAAGCCAAUACGUGAAAUGAUAGGUGUGGACAACUGCCGUGUUUUCUUCACCGGCGGAGCACCAACGUCGGAAGAGCUGAAGCAAUUCUUCCUGGGACUGGACAUCGCCUUGGGCGAGUGCUAUGGAAUGUCGGAGACUAGUGGUGCUAUCACCUUGAAUGUCGAUAUAAGCAAUCUGUAUAGCGCUGGUCAAGCGUGCGAGGGAGUCACUUUGAAGAUCCACGAACCCGAUUGCAAUGGUCAGGGAGAGAUUCUGAUGCGGGGUCGCUUGGUUUUCAUGGGCUACUUGGGACUGCCGGAUAAGACUGAGGAAACGGUCAAAGAGGAUGGCUGGCUGCAUUCCGGUGACUUGGGCUACAUCGAUCCCAAGGGUAAUCUAAUUAUAUCCGGUCGACUCAAGGAGCUGAUCAUCACCGCUGGCGGGGAGAAUAUUCCACCUGUGCACAUCGAGGAGCUGAUCAAAAAGGAGCUUCCCUGCGUGAGCAAUGUGCUACUUAUCGGCGAUCAUCGAAAGUAUCUCACCGUCCUGCUGUCCUUGAAGACGAAAUGCGAUGCAAAGACUGGAAUUCCACUGGAUGCUCUGCGUGAGGAGACAAUCGAAUGGCUGCGGGACCUGGAUAUCCAUGAGACCCGUCUCUCCGAACUCCUAAACAUUCCAGCCGAUCUCCAGCUGCCCAAUGAUACUGCCGCUCUGGCAGCUACCUUGGAGAUCACCGCCAAACCUAAGCUCCUGGAAGCCAUCGAAGAGGGCAUCAAGCGAGCGAAUAAGUAUGCCAUUUCAAAUGCUCAAAAGGUGCAAAAGUUUGCCCUCAUUGCUCAUGAGUUUUCCGUGGCCACCGGAGAGCUGGGUCCCACGCUGAAAAUCAGGCGGAAUAUUGUCCACGCCAAAUAUGCCAAAGUCAUCGAGCGUCUGUACAAGUAAAUGUUAUCUCUCAAAUGGAUUUCUUAACCUAGGUUUAAAUUUUAUUUUACUCGAUCGCUUACAUUGUAUUGAUUAAUUACGAAAUUCUCUUAUUAUUUACUGCAUUACGAACUGAAUAUAUUUGUUAUU
Molecule: messenger RNA, 2206 nt
Organism: Drosophila melanogaster (fruit fly)
Lineage: Eukaryota; Metazoa; Arthropoda; Insecta; Diptera; Drosophilidae
Gene: hll
Product: heimdall
Exons: 2
Coding region: 32-2077 (681 amino acids)
Molecular function (GO): long-chain fatty acid-CoA ligase activity
Source: RefSeq, marked reviewed